This is a messenger RNA of Prorocentrum cordatum, 780 nucleotides long. The record is from the annotation of a GenBank genome assembly. Lineage: Eukaryota; Dinophyceae; Prorocentrales; Prorocentraceae.
AUGGCCCUUUCGACGGGGAAGCCUCCGGACAUCGACGCUCAUUUCCGGAAGCGCGUCGGCGAGGCGCAGCGUGCCGGAGCGCACACCCGAGGCAGGAAGACGUCCAGGAAGCCGACGACGGCGCCCCAAGACGACAUGGCGCUCCGCGGCCCUGCGCCGCCCGCGCCAGGCCCGCCGCCCCGCCCCAGCCAGGGGGGCGGGCGGCUGCGUGGCUGCGGGCAUCCGAUGGAUGCGGGCGCCCUCCUCGGCGACCUCGAGGGGCCCAGGCGCGACGGGCGGCUGCCAGCUCUGGACAGGCUGCUGCAGCUGCCCCGGGGCCUCAGGGAGCUGGACCCGAGGAGGCUCGCGCCGGCGCUGCACGCCUGCUUGGCCGACGAGUGCCCAGAGGUGCGCUGUCGCUCCGCCGCCCUGGUGCCCGAGGCCCUGGAGAGCCUGCACCGCGCCGCCGCCGCGCCAGCAGAGGCGGCCCCGCCGCAGAAGGCCGUGGUGGCCAGCGAGGAGGCCCCGCGCGGCGCGCCCCUUGGGCGCGCCGCCGCAGCGGGCGCGCAGGCGUCCCGGCACGAGGAGAAUUGGUCGUCUCUCUGCAGAAGAUCAGGCACCGGCUCGCGGAUAACCUCGGGGAUAGCCACGAGUCCGUGCGCGCGGCAACCAGGCAGUGCCUGGUCGAGCACGCCAGCACCGGGAGGACCGCGCUCGGCCUCCUGGGGCGGCUGCCGCGCCAGAACACCGGCGCCGCCCCGUCCGCGCUGGUCGUGCGGUGAGGCCUGCUGGCCGCGCCAG